Molecule: messenger RNA, 1241 nt
Organism: Parathielavia appendiculata
Lineage: Eukaryota; Fungi; Ascomycota; Sordariomycetes; Sordariales; Chaetomiaceae
Product: lytic polysaccharide monooxygenase
Exons: 5
Coding region: 334-1107 (257 amino acids)
Source: RefSeq, a predicted model, not a curated record
GGAUACCAGGUACAUUCCCCUGGCUAUCCUCAUGCCGUCUCGAUCGUCAUGAAUACCGUGAGGUAAGUCACCUCGCGCUUCAGAAAAUUUAACCCACAAAUCUCAAGCCAAGUUCACAUCCAGAAAGGGCUUGGCAACUCCCUUGUCGCCACGGCAGGUACCGGAUUUGCUCUUACAGGGAGCACAGAGCUAAAGGCAACAAAUGUCAAACAUCCUACUUAUUGACUAAAGCGCCCUCACUAUAACUGCGUUUCUUCACUGACCUUAGGUACCCAACGGGGCCUUCGCAUUCUGCCAUCAGAGAUCUCUCAGACAAUCUGAGUCCAACUCAACAUGAAGCUCUCCGUCUGGUUUCUGUCUCUGCCUGUGUUGGUGUCAGCACACGGCUAUGUGCAGCAGAUCUGGCUCGGUGACAACCUUGUGGAUGCUUGGAACCCUUACAAGGAUCCGUCCAAGAAACCGCCAGUCAACAAAAUCACCAGAAAAUUCAAGGACAAUGGGCCGGUGACGGAUGGCCUCUUCCAAACCUCGGACGCCAUCACCUGCAACAUCGGCCGUGAUGGGGUCAACAACGUCCCCGUCACUGCAACGGCUAGUGUAGCCGCCGGCAGCCUUGUGAAGUUCAUGUGGACGGACUGGCAAAGUGAUCAUCCCGGUCCGAUCAUGACUUAUCUCGCCGACUGCAAGGGCAAAUGCAGCGAGUUCUCCGGAAGUACCGGUAACGUCUGGGUCAAAAUUCACCAGGAGGGCUACGAUCCAACCAAGUCGGUCCCGUGGGCGAGCAAGAGGCUCCCGACUCAGAACAGCACUUGGGAGGUUAGGCUGCCGUCCAAGAUUGCUCCUGGAGAGUACAUCCUACGACACGAGAUCCUAGGCCUUCAAAGGACCAACACCCGAGGCGAGCUUGCCCAGUUCUACCCCAGCUGUCAUCAGAUUACGAUUACGGGCAGCGGGACGGCCAAGUUGCCGGCUGGAAUUGCGCUUCCUGGCGCGUAUCGGGCUGAUGAUAAAAAAUCUAUUUUUCUCGAGUAUCGGGCCAUCUCAGCCACGAACCCCUACACACCUCCGGGUGGGCCAGUCUGGGGCGACAACGGUUGGGAACAGUAGGGAGAACUACGUGCCGACUGCGUGUGAGGACGGACAGAGAUUGGGGGCCGUGAAAGAACCCGUUUCAAUGUGUGACCAUGGAGCUAUUCCCUUGAGACACCUAAGAUACCGAAUGUAAGCGUGGAUGAAUCAGU